AUGACACUAAGCUUCUUUGAUCAAUUUAUGAGCCCCACAUAUUUAGGCAUUCCCCUUAUAGCCCUCGCUUUAACUCUCCCCUGAGUCCUUUAUCCUACCCCCUCUGCUCGAUGAUUAAACAACCGCUUCCUCGCUCUACAAGGUUGAUUUAUUAACCGCUUUACCCAACAACUUCUUCUCCCUUUAAGCCUAGGCGGUCACAAAUGAGCCGCGCUCUUAACUUCCUUAAUAAUCUUUUUAAUUACCAUCAACAUGCUAGGCCUCCUCCCUUAUACUUUUACCCCUACUACUCAGCUGUCCCUUAAUUUAGGACUCGCAGUACCCCUUUGACUGGCCACAGUCCUUAUUGGAAUACGAAACCAGCCGACACAUGCCCUCGGACACCUUCUCCCUGAAGGAACCCCUGGCCCUCUAAUCCCUGUUCUCAUUAUUAUCGAAACAAUUAGCCUAUUCAUUCGCCCUCUUGCUUUAGGAGUCCGACUUACGGCUAACUUAACUGCAGGCCACCUUUUAAUUCAACUCAUUGCCACCGCCGCCUUUGUCCUUCUACCCCUAAUACCUGUCGUAGCAAUCUUAACUUCCACAGUCCUUGUUCUCCUAACCCUACUAGAAGUUGCCGUAGCUAUAAUUCAAGCCUACGUAUUUGUUCUUCUCCUAUCUCUCUAUCUACAAGAAAACGUCUAA
This is a messenger RNA of Perca flavescens (yellow perch), 684 nucleotides long. The record is from the annotation of a RefSeq genome assembly. Lineage: Eukaryota; Metazoa; Chordata; Actinopteri; Perciformes; Percidae.